UCGUUGUGCAAAGUGUUUCUUAGUCAUGGAGCGUGUAGUUUGGGGCGUACUGGUGUCUUUCAUCAUUACUGUGUCCGUUGGUGUGUGCAUUGUGUGGUUGAACAUUGAAAAUAAUUCAAAAAUCCUUCAAGAGCAAAGAGAAUCAAUUGCAGAAAAUCGAGUGCAGUUGGAAUUGAUCCGUGAUCUAUUGAGUAAGAUGCAGCAACAACAGAUGAAUGAAACAAACAUUCUCUCAGAGUUUCAAAAGCCGAUUGAAUUCAAUCUAUUGCGAAAGAUGCAGCAAGAGAUUGCAAAUCAAGGGAAGGAGAUCGCAAAUGAUAGAGAGAAGCUAGCGGACUGGAUGGAAGAGCUUCAAACAUCGAUUAGAACGAAACAAAAUGAGACAGCAAAUAGUUUGAUGGAUGUUCUGCAGGAUAUUGCAACCAACCGAGCUUCACAAGACGAAAGCAUCAAAUUGUUGAAUAGCUUGCAGCAAGAGAUUCAGCAGCAUAAGAGGGAUGAAACAAAUUGGCACACGGAGUCGCAACAGGCAAUCACGGAGAUGCAAAAGCAAUGGAAGGAUAUAGCUAGUGAUCGAGUAAAGGUUUCGAAAUGGCAGCAAGAAGUUCAAACAUCGAUCAGGACUUAUGAAAACAGGACAGCAUAUGAUUUGAAGGAUAUUCUACGGGAUAUUGCAACCAAUAGAGCUUUACAAGAGCAGAGCAUUGAAUUGCUGCAGCAAGACAUGCAAAAAUCCCAGGAGGUAAUCGCAGAUGAUCGGGUCGAACAGGAACAGAACAGGAAAUCAAUCGAUGACUUGUCGAAAAUAAUAAGCGAAUUGAAGUCAGAAUUAUCAACGCAACGCCAGGAAGCCAACAAAAAUCGAAACGAAACCUUUAAAUCUAUUGAGCAAUUAGAACGCGAUCAUAAGCAGAUUCGCUCAAUAUUGAAUAUUCAUCCCGGUUCAUAUCGGUCCUGCAAAGAUGUGCAAACGAAGGCGUCUGGAACGUAUAAUAUCCGAGAAAAGGAUAUUUUUAAUACAUUUGUGGCCUCUUGUGAGCAGGAUAAGCAUGAUGGUGGCUGGAUGGUCAUUCAGCACCGCUUCGACGGAUCUCUUAGCUUCAAUCGCAACUGGACGGACUACAGAAAUGGUUUUGGCGAAGUCGACGGCGAGCACUGGUUGGGACUCGAGCACAUUCAUCAGUUUACAAAGGAGCACGAUUGUGAGUUGUUGGUCGAGAUGAAGGACUUCUUUAACAACUCCAAAUACGCGAGAUACUCCUCGUUUGGAAUUGGGAGCGAAGCUGAGCAAUAUCGCCUGACAACUCUGGGAACGCAUUCCGGAACGGCGGGAGAUUCACUACAGUUUCAUAAAGGAAUGAAAUUUUCGACUCCAGAUAGCGAUAAUGAUAAUAAGGCUGAGGGCAAUUGUGCAAAAACGUGGAGUGGAGGCUGGUGGUUCAAUCAAUGCUAUCAUGCGGAUAUGAAUGGGGUUUAUCGAAAUGCCAGUGGGAUAAAAGAGGACAAUAUCGCCUGGUACGGUUUCAACGAUGAUUGGCGAGGCCUUAGCUUUUCUCGUAUGCUGGUACGUCCAUUGUACUAG
Messenger RNA from Anopheles aquasalis, 1582 nucleotides. Its product is annotated as fibrinogen-like protein 1. NCBI's taxonomy places the organism in Eukaryota, Metazoa, Arthropoda, Insecta, Diptera, Culicidae. The record is from RefSeq and is a predicted model, not a curated record.